GUUCACCUACGAACGAUUCGUGUCUCGAUCUCGGUCCCGAGAGGGAAAAAAAAAGAAGAAAGAAAAAACGAAAAGAACUCUCGAGACUUUCUCGGUGUGAUCGUUCGACGUUCCAAGAAUAUCGCCCAGUUUUCGCGAAGAAUCGAGGAGCUCCAGCAGCCGGCGAAGCAGCAAUUAUGAUAUCGACGUUUCUUCCCGACCUAUCUCAACGUUUACACGCGAUUCUGAAGCAUCGUACAAGGAUCGGUAGCCGCUGGUCGUACAAAAGCUCCGGCGAGGGACGUUGAUAAGCGUAAAAGCGCGGAUCGUACACAGCGAUAUUUCAAUCAAGCUGCCAAUAAAUUUCAUCAUGCAUCGUCGGACCCUCCUGUUUCCACUCGGUCUGUGACGUCUCUCCUCUCUCUCUCUCUCUCUCAAAAGACGCAAUUUUUAUGCGCGACGCGGCACACACUCGAGAAUCGCGCGUGAUCUCGAAACGUGUUUCUCUGCCCACACGUCGCGGAGAACUGUAAUCCGAAUCGAGGCUUGUGUUCUAUCAGACGGUGGAAAAUAUGACGCUGGAAAAAACCGAGACCACGGGACAAUUCGUUAAAGUGAGAACAGAGAGGACUGGUUUCGAGCCGUCCGAACGAUGGCGUAUCACAAGGAACGUGUUGGUGAUCGGUGUCGCUUUUAUGGUGAAUUUCACCGCGUUUAUGGGUGCUACGAAUUUACAGAGUUCGAUCAACGCCGAUGGCUCCUUGGGAACUUUUACUCUGGCCUCCAUUUACGGCAGUUUGAUAUUUAGCAACAUCUUUCUGCCGACUCUGAUCAUAAGCUGGUUGGGCUGUAAAUGGACCAUAUCCCUGUCCAUCCUGACUUACGUGCCCUUUAUGGCGGCACAGUUCUACCCAAAAUUCUACACCAUGAUACCAGCCGGGUUGAUGGUAGGAAUUGGCGCUGGACCACUUUGGUGUGCCAAGUGCACGUAUUUAACGGUUGUAGCGGAAGCUUACGCCACGUUAUCAGACGUAGCCGCGGAUGUCCUCGUCACGAGAUUUUUCGGCGUCUUCUUCAUGUUCUAUCAGAUGGCGCAGGUCUGGGGGAACCUCAUAUCUUCGGCAGUUCUUUCUUACGGACACGACGCAGUGCCAACGAACACCACGUUGAACAGUAGCUUCGUGGCGGAAGCUUGCGGUGCCAAUUUCUGCGGCGCGACUUCCAACACGAGUGACAGCCCGAAAUUGGAACGACCUCCAGAGGAAAGGAUUCAUCUAAUUUCCGGCAUCUAUCUGUGCUGCAUGAUAGUGGCCUCUUUAAUUGUCGCGUUCGGCGUCGAUUCCCUGGCGAGAUACAACAAAGGCAGAGCAGGAUCAGCGACAGGUCUCACAGGAUGCAAGCUUUUAGCCGUGACGCUGAAACUAUUGAAAGAGAAAAAUCAGCUGCUUAUACUGCCAAUUAUUAUAUUCAUUGGAGCAGAACAAGCAUUUUUAUUCGCUGAUUAUAAUGCUUCCUUCGUAUCCUGCGCAUGGGGAGUCAGCAACAUAGGCUACGUGAUGAUCUGUUUCGGUGUGACGAACGCUAUAGCCGCGUUAGGCACCGGAUCACUAAUGAAAUUGACAGGAAGGAGGCCUCUAAUGAUAUUCGCCUUCUGUCUUCACAUAGGAAUUUUAGCUUUUCUAUUGCGUUGGAAGCCAACUCCCGAACAAAGUUCCAUGUUCUUCUUGAUGUCUGGUUUGUGGGGCCUUUGUGACGCCUUGUGGCUGGUGCAAGUUAAUGCUCUGUCAGGAAUACUCUUCCCAGGCAAAGAGGAAGCGGCCUUCUCCAACUUCCGCCUUUGGGAAUCCACAGGAUCUGUGAUCACGUACGCGUACAGUCCUUACCUCUGCACCCAAACGAAGAUCUUCGUCCUGAUGGGAAUCCUGUGUCUCGGAAUGAUCGGCUACGGUGCGAUCGAGUGGACUGGAAAGGCGGACAGACGAUCCAUUCCAGAAUCGAAGCCGGACUUCGAAUUGGUAGCAAACGGCGAUGUAAACGAUACGACGAAACUUUGAGGACGAUGAUAAUAAAAUUUGACGAAUCCUCUCGAUUUUCAAGUACAAUCUCCGGGUACCAUUUCUUUUCUCUCGAUUCGAAGGAAAAACAACUAUAUAAUACAUUCCGAAUUCUUUGUGACACCGGACAGAAAAUUUCACAAAACCUCGUUUCUUAUCAAAAAAAGUAUUCUCGAACAAAGGACGAUAAACGAAAGCAAGCGGAAAAAGAAGAAAAGGGUCGAUUUCACCCAAAGCAAUCUCUCUUUUUUUUCGUUCGGAUUAUGUGAAAAUGCUCGACAAAUAGGAAUAUCGUGUGAACAGUAUCACAAUGUAAUAUAUAGAAAUCAUACAGGAAUCAGCUCGGCGUAUAAAAAAUGAUAUACACAAGAAAGAGUUCGGUAAUGCUUGG
Molecule: messenger RNA, 2424 nt
Organism: Habropoda laboriosa
Lineage: Eukaryota; Metazoa; Arthropoda; Insecta; Hymenoptera; Apidae
Product: UNC93-like protein
Exons: 7
Coding region: 552-2033 (493 amino acids)
Biological process (GO): regulation of potassium ion transport; regulation of muscle contraction
Cellular component (GO): striated muscle dense body; plasma membrane
Molecular function (GO): potassium channel regulator activity
Source: RefSeq, a predicted model, not a curated record